Chara braunii is the source of this 2620-nucleotide messenger RNA. NCBI's taxonomy places the organism in Eukaryota, Viridiplantae, Streptophyta, Charophyceae, Charales, Characeae. The record is from the annotation of a GenBank genome assembly.
CGCCGACGGGAGUUGGAGCAUCGUGGGACAGGUUGAGGGCGGACCGCUUCGGCGAACCCAUCGGUGAGCGGGCACGAUGCCGCGAAGUCAAUCUCGGGUGUUUGAGGAUGGGGUGGAGGACGAGAAUCGGAAGGCGCAGAAGAAGUGUUGCGUGUACAAGUACAUCCACGUGGGACAGAGUCUCGGCAAAAGAUUUUGUGGCAAUCGCAUGUUGAAGUGCGUUUUCUGCGGCCACGAGUUCGAGGGCAACCAGUUCCCGGUGGCACGCCAUUUUCGCCAGGGCAAGGGAUGUCCGGAAGUGACCGACGAGGCACUUGUCGACAUCCACUACAACAGUAAGUACAAGAUGUCCGACAAGUUCCUAGAGCGGAUCCAGCGAUUUGAGGAGCUUCACGGUGCGGAUACAGCUGAGGGGGGUUCGUCUGUGGGGAAGAGGAAGGAGACAGAGGAGGGGGCCCGACUGACGGCAGCACAGAAAAGGAUGAGACAAAACACGAUCACGGAGUCAUUCACUUCAAAGUGGCAGAUGGAGUUCGAGAAGAAGUGGCUGCGUUUUGUGUACAGUCAGCGUCUGGCAUUCAACGUCUUCCGGAGCGAGCCGUGGUUGGACGUCGUUCGGCACUUCAGGGAUUUGCCGGGGGCAGUGAAGGUGUUGUGGCCUUCAGAGAAUGAGAUCGCGGACAUAGAGACCAUUGUCCACACGGCGGACGAUGUGGGAGCUGAUCUCGCGGAGGUCAGGGCCCCUUUCUAUGUCACGGGGGCCACCAUUAUGUCAGACGAAAGGAAGUCACGCGAUGCUAGACCCAUCGUUAACUUCCUUGCCAGCGGGUCGUGUGGGGUGAUGCUCGUCCGGACGAUGAACAGGGAGGGUGAGGGGGAUCGGGCGCCUGAUGUGUUGGCGCACUGGAUCAAGGUGUUCGACGAAUUCUCCCCUAAGUGGGUGAACGCCAUCUGCACCGACUCCGCCUCGGCGUACGUGGCCGCGGCGAACAUGCUCCAGGGGCACCAGCAGAGGCCAGAGCAUCGACGGAUCACGUGGCUCCCAUGCGCAGUGCAUGUCUGCAACAAGAUGUUGUCAGACAUUGGCUGUUCGGGCCCAUGGUCCAAGGACAUCAUCGUGAGGGGGAGAGCGGUGGUGCGCUUCAUUAAGGAGCACGGCGCCGCUCUCCAUAUCUUCCGGGGGGAGAGAGGUCAGAUGGGCCUCAUCUAUCCUUGCGAGACAUGUUUUGCAUCCGUGUUUGCGAUGGUGGAGCGUUUGCUGGCAGUGAGGUCAGCUUUGGAGAGGACGGUGGAUGGCGAUACUUGGGGUAUUGUUCCUUGGGACCAUUCCGUUCGUCAUAUGCCUAGGUGGGUCAGGUGGCAGGCUCGAUGCGCUCACAUGUUGGAGUCGGCGCACGCCACUGCUCACCUUCUCUGUCCCAGCCGGCGGGACUUGCGGUACUUCGAGGGCGUGGUCAGCGACUACGACAUGAAGAAGCGUAACCGGCUUGAGUUCGAGAAGGUCGCGAAGUUGGUUGAGAUCUCAGCCAACGUGCGCCUUCUCUCUCAUCAGCGGGCAGGCCGCGGGUUCGCUCUGCCGUGGACUCUAGAUGAGUCGUUGUUGGACGCGGAGGGAGGUAUUGGGAUUCGCCCCUCGUGGAAGGGGACGGACGAGAGCAGGACGCGGGAGGAGGUCAAGGAUCAGAGACGUUCAUGGCAGCGAGACCCAUGUGGGUCCAGAGCUCCUCCGGGUGAUGUGGGCGAUGUUUUUGGGACUCGAGCCGCCACAUUGCACCCGUACGCUCGAGACGAUUCCGAGGGUCACGAGGACGAGGAGGAGCCGGCGGGCCAAGCUACCGCCACUCCUGCGGCGGAUGAGCGUGAUGAGUGGAGCGACCCAGAGGACGUCCAUAGACGGAGCGGCGGAGAUGACCUUUUCGUUCGAGUUGAUUUGGAGGAGGAGUCUUGGGGCCGUCAUGGGAGCCCUUUAGAGCGUCUGAGGCCUACGUCCGCUGAGCGCGAGAGAGAUCUUGGGUCUGCACCUUCGAGGGGGGCAGAGUCGGGGAUUGGCCAUCGUCCUGUGGGUCGCUCUGGCACGACAUCAUCCACCGCUCUUCCCACUUCGACGGAGCAGCUCCAUCGACAGGCAGCCGGUGCAGAUCGAUUGCAAAGAUUGGUGAGGGGCCUGAGACAGCGAUUGGAGGACAAAUUAGAGGGCGGUCCUAUGCCCGUGCAGGGUGACGACGGAGACACACAGGGGUUGGUUGGUGGAGAUGGUGGUGCGUUGGCCGUAGGUGGAGGCGGUGCCAAGUUUGAUGCAGCGGUUAAGGGGAUACCAAUGGGCGGCGGAGGCGGUUUCAGUGAGUUUGGUGACAUGGGUAUGCCCCCGGGAGAGAGCGUGGGUCUGGCCCGAGGAGAGAGCGAGUCUAGUGGGGACAUCAGUGUGGGUAUGCAGGACUUACUGGGACAGAUCAGCUUCGCGGAUCCGAGUAGUUUCUCCCCUGCCAUGCGCGUAGAGGUGAUGUUGGGGGCAGAGGGGGAUGAGGACCGAACACCCCCUGGAGAGACAUCUGCAGAGAGGCUGGAUAGGCUUGAUAGUCGUUGAGCUUGUCUCAUGGCACAGAGGGACCCCAGGACGUAG